AUGCCAAGAUAUGAAGCAGAUUUGGACGUCAAUAUAGCUGCUUCCUCAGCAGCUACAGGACAUUCAGGGGUGAAGUAUCCCCAGUGCGGACCAUAUCUGAAGAAGUUCAGACAGCACCAAGUGGUAGACGGACAAACCUCCUGCGGCGUGCGGCGGAGAGGCCCUUCCCCUCCUCCUCAUCCCGGAGACAGGGCUCGCCUGCUGGAAGAGCGGUUAUCCAGCCAGGAGAGGACCACGGCUUUCCUCCUCCAUCAGGCUUUCCGAAUUAAAGAUGACAUCGUCUCCUACCUCCAGCGAAGCCAUGGUUAUCAGCACGGGGAGACCUCUGCCCGGCGGCUGCUGGAAAACCAUAUCCAGACCAUUACGAGCAUCAUGAAAAAGCUCAGCCAGGACAUUGAGGUUUUGGAGAGGCAAAUAAGAGCAAGGGAUGGUGCCGCAGUAGAAACUAAUUUUGCUGUUCAAAGUCUGGACCAUAAAUACAUGCAGGGUCUUGGAGACCUGCGUGGAAGAGUGGCAAGAUGCGAGGCAAGCAUUGCAAAGCUGUCGGGAGACAUCAGUAUUAUCAGACAUGAGGCCCAGAAGACUGAAAAAGAGAUUUAUGGCCUUCGCUCUGCCCUCAAAAAUUGUGUUGGGGAUUUUGAGAAGAAGGUAAUGCAGCUAUUAGACAAGAUAGAGACUUCCAACUCUGAUCAAAGCUCGAAUUUAAAGACAGUCCAGGGAGAUCAACAUCACGAAUUGCAACUUCUGGAUUUCAAGUUGACAAGUAUUCUAAGUGACAUCAGGAAUCAGAUACAGACUCAUCGGAAGUGGACGGAAUCGCAGUUGACACGGUCUGAAGAAGACCAAGCCCAGCACAGGCAUCAGCUGCUGAACUCGGUGAAGGAGAGGCUGGAAAGAGCAGAAAAAAGAGCAGAAGAAAAGCUCCUGCUUCUGUCACUAAAGCUAGAACAAAUGGAUAAACCACAGAAAUACGAAAAGCAGUUGAACCAGAUGAAAAGAGAUGAAAAAAACCUGCAUGCGAGAAUCACCGCAUUUGAAAGAGAGAUCUGGAAGGAGCUUGAGGAAAUCCAAAAUGAAUACAGAUCAGGAUUUCAAUCCAUUCAUGAGUCUCUGGAGCUGCUCAAACAAAUACAGAACACAAAGCUGAAACUUGAAAAAAAGAAAAUUCAGAAAGACACAAAAAAGAUGCAAUGA
Messenger RNA from Gavia stellata (red-throated loon), 1194 nucleotides. It is a transcript of the gene FAM81B, whose product is annotated as family with sequence similarity 81 member B. The record is from RefSeq and is a predicted model, not a curated record. The transcript has 8 exons. Lineage: Eukaryota; Metazoa; Chordata; Aves; Gaviiformes; Gaviidae. The coding region runs from base 1 to 1194 and encodes 397 amino acids.